Equus quagga is the source of this 2717-nucleotide messenger RNA. RefSeq names its product glucosamine (UDP-N-acetyl)-2-epimerase/N-acetylmannosamine kinase (gene GNE). The record is from RefSeq and is a predicted model, not a curated record. Gene Ontology annotation, molecular function: hydrolase activity, hydrolyzing O-glycosyl compounds; N-acylmannosamine kinase activity; UDP-N-acetylglucosamine 2-epimerase activity. Lineage: Eukaryota; Metazoa; Chordata; Mammalia; Perissodactyla; Equidae. The transcript is spliced from 12 exons. Gene Ontology annotation, biological process: UDP-N-acetylglucosamine metabolic process. Bases 549 to 2717 code for a protein of 722 amino acids.
GGGUGUGCAGGGGCGUGCGGGGCGGGGGUCGAGCGACGAGUCAUCGAGCCGCGGGGCCUGGCUGCGGAAGCCGAGGGGCGGCCUGGCGCCGGCCUGCUGUCUGGCGCUGCGUUCGGCUCCUGCCCGCGAGGCGCGGCGGCGGCGGCGCGGAGGGAGCCUCGGACCCGCGUCUGGUGAGAGCCGCGCGUCCGCCGGGCCCCGGGGAGAGCAUCCUCCGGGCCCCGCGCCUCCUCCGCCGGCGCCGCCCCGAGGCCUCAGCUCCGCGCCGCGGCUUCGCCGGGCGCCCGGCCUCGUCUCCCGCGGGCCUCCGCGCCAGGGACCUUCUCGAGUCCCCUCGCGGCGCCGCCUCGGGCUCGUGGGCAGACAGGUUCAGGGCGGCUCCCGGGCGGGUACCCUGGGAGUUGGCGCGGGGGCGUGGGAGGGAGGCCGGGCCUGACCCCGUCCCCACGGGCGGUCCGGGAAGGAAACGCGCCGUCCUGGAAGCUGGGGAGUGUCCCGUCCCGCAGGAACUCUAUUUUAAGAAUCUCUCAAGACGAGAAAAACAAGUCAUGGAGAAGAAUGGAAAUAACCGAAAGCUUCGGGUUUGCGUUGCUACUUGCAACCGUGCCGAUUAUUCUAAACUUGCCCCGAUCAUGUUUGGCAUUAAAACAGAACCUGAGUUCUUUGAACUUGAUGUGGUGGUACUUGGCUCUCACCUGAUAGAUGACUAUGGAAACACAUAUCGCAUGAUUGAACAAGAUGACUUUGACAUUAACACCAGGCUACACACGAUCGUUAGAGGGGAAGAUGAGGCAGCUAUGGUGGAGUCAGUAGGCCUGGCCCUAGUGAAGCUACCAGAUGUCCUUAAUCGCCUGAAGCCUGAUAUCAUGAUUGUUCAUGGAGACAGGUUUGAUGCCCUGGCUCUGGCUACGUCUGCUGCCUUGAUGAACAUCCGAAUCCUUCACAUUGAAGGUGGGGAAGUCAGUGGAACCAUUGAUGACUCUAUCAGACAUGCUAUAACAAAACUGGCUCAUUAUCAUGUGUGCUGCACCCGAAGUGCUGAGCAACACCUCAUAUCCAUGUGUGAGGACCAUGAUCGCAUCCUUUUGGCAGGCUGCCCUUCCUAUGAUAAACUUCUCUCUGCCAAGAACAAAGACUACAUGAGUAUCAUUCGGAUGUGGCUAGGUGAUGAUGUAAAAUCUAAAGAUUACAUUGUUGCACUACAGCACCCUGUGACUACUGACAUUAAGCAUUCCAUAAAAAUGUUUGAAUUAACAUUGGAUGCACUUAUCUCAUUUAACAAGCGGACCCUAGUUCUGUUUCCAAAUAUUGAUGCAGGGAGCAAAGAGAUGGUACGAGUGAUGCGGAAGAAGGGCAUUGAGCAUCAUCCCAAUUUUCGUGCAGUUAAACACGUCCCAUUUGACCAGUUUAUCCAGUUGGUUGCCCAUGCUGGUUGUAUGAUUGGGAACAGCAGCUGUGGGGUACGAGAGGUGGGAGCUUUUGGGACACCCGUGAUCAACCUAGGAACACGUCAGAUUGGAAGAGAAACAGGGGAAAAUGUCCUUCAUGUCCGGGAUGCUGAUACCCAAGACAAAAUACUGCAAGCGCUGCACCUUCAGUUCGGUAAACAGUACCCUUGUUCAAAGAUAUAUGGGGAUGGAAAUGCUGUUCCAAGGAUUUUGAAGUUUCUCAAAUCUAUUGAUCUUCAAGAGCCACUACAAAAGAAAUUCUGUUUUCCUCCUGUGAAGGAGAAUAUCUCUCAAGAUAUUGACCAUAUUCUUGAAACGCUAAGUGCCUUGGCUGUUGAUCUUGGUGGGACAAACCUCCGAGUUGCAAUAGUCAGCAUGAAGGGUGAAAUAGUUAAGAAGUAUACUCAAUUCAAUCCUAAAACCUAUGAAGAGAGGAUUAAUUUAAUCCUACAGAUGUGUGUAGAAGCUGCAUCAGAAGCUGUAAAACUGAACUGCAGAAUUUUGGGAGUAGGCAUUUCCACUGGUGGCCGUGUAAAUCCUCGGGAAGGAAUUGUGCUCCAUUCAACCAAACUGAUUCAAGAAUGGAACUCUGUGGACCUCAGGACCCCCCUAUCUGACACUUUGCAUCUCCCCGUGUGGGUGGACAACGAUGGCAACUGUGCUGCCCUGGCGGAGAGGAAAUUUGGUCAAGGAAAGGGCCUGGAAAACUUUGUGACACUGAUCACAGGCACAGGAAUUGGCGGGGGGAUCAUCCAUCAGCAUGAACUGAUCCACGGAAGCUCCUUCUGUGCUGCAGAACUCGGCCACCUUGUUGUGUCUCUGGAUGGGCCUGAUUGUUCCUGUGGAAGCCAUGGGUGUAUUGAAGCAUAUGCCUCUGGAAUGGCCUUGCAGAGGGAAGCGAAAAAACUGCAUGAUGAAGACCUGCUGUUGGUGGAAGGGAUGUCAGUGCCAAAAGAUGAAGCCGUUGGUGCCCUCCAUCUCAUCCAAGCUGCGAAACUUGGCAACGUGAAGGCCCAGAGCAUCUUGAGGACAGCUGGAACGGCUUUGGGUCUUGGGGUUGUAAACAUCCUCCACACUAUGAAUCCCUCGCUCGUGAUCCUCUCUGGAGUCCUAGCCAGUCACUAUAUCCACAUCGUCAAAGACGUCAUCCGCCAGCAGGCCUUGUCCUCGGUUCAGGACGUGGACGUGGUGGUUUCAGAUUUGGUGGACCCUGCCCUGCUUGGUGCCGCCAGCAUGGUUCUGGACUACACGACUCGCAGGGUCUACUAG